Messenger RNA from Toxotes jaculatrix (banded archerfish), 3206 nucleotides. RefSeq names its product tripartite motif-containing protein 16-like. The coding region runs from base 6 to 1676 and encodes 556 amino acids. NCBI's taxonomy places the organism in Eukaryota, Metazoa, Chordata, Actinopteri, Toxotidae. The record is from RefSeq and is a predicted model, not a curated record. The transcript has a single exon. Gene Ontology annotation, molecular function: zinc ion binding; protein binding.
GUGAAAUGGCGCAGGGAGGAAUUCAGCUGCAUCAGGAAACUUUCUCUUGUUCCAUCUGUCUGGAUCUACUGAAGGAUCCGGUGACUAUUCCCUGUGGACACAGCUACUGCAUGAGCUGUAUUAAAAACCACUGGGAUGAAGAGGAUGGAGAGAAAAUCCACAGCUGUCCUCAGUGUAGGAAGGACUUCAUACCAAGACCUGACCUGGUGAAAAACACCAUGUUAGCAGAUUUAGUGGAGGAGCUGAAGAAGACUGGACUCCAAGCUGCUCCUGCUGAUCACUGCUAUGCUGGACCUGAAGAUGUGGCCUGUGAUUUGUGCACUGGGAGGAAACUGAAAGCUGUCAAAUCCUGUUUGGUGUGUCUGGUCUCUUACUGUGAGAAACACCUCCAGCCUCACUAUGAUGUACCUCAGUUAAAGAAACACAAGCUGGUGGAGCCCUCUGAGAAGCUCCAGGAGAACAUCUGCUCUCGUCAUGAUGAGGUGAUGAAGAUGUUCUGCCGCACUGAUCAGCAGUGUAUCUGUUAUCUCUGCUCUUUGAAUGAACAUAAAGGCCACGACACAGUCUCAGCUGCAGCAGAAAGGACUGAGAGGCAGAGAGAGCUGGAGCUGAGUCGACAACAAAUCCAGCAGAGAAUCCAGGACAGAGAGAAAGAUGUGGAGCUGCUUCAACAGCAGCUGGAGGCUAUCAAUGGCUCUGCUGAUAAAGCAGUGGAGGACAGUGAGAAGAUCUUCACUCAGCUGAUCCGUCUCAUGGAGGAAAGAAGCUCUGAUGUGAAGCAGCAGAUCAGAUCCCAGCAGGAAAGUGAAGUGAGUGGAGUCAAAGAGCUUCAGGAGAAGCUGGAGCAGGAGAUCACUGAGCUGAAGAGGAAAGAUGCUGAGCUGAACAAGCUCUCACACACACAGGAUCACACCCACUUUCUACACAGCUACCCCUCACUGUCACCACUCAGUCAAUCUACACACUCAUCCAGCAUCAAUAUCCGUCCUCUCAGGUACUUUGAGGAUGUGACAGCAGCUGUGUCAGAGCUCAGAGAUAAACUACAGGACAUUCUGACAGAGGAAUGGACAAACAUCUCACUGACAGUGACUGAACUGGAUGUUUUACUGUCACAACCAGAGCCCAAGACCAGAGCUGAAUUCUUAAAAUAUUCACAGGAAAUCACACUGGAUCCAAACACAGCAAACACACAUCUGUUAUUAUCUGAGGGAAACAGAAAAGUAACCUUAAUGAGUGAAGAACAGUCUUGUUCUAGUCACCCAGACAGAUUCACUGAAUGGUGUCAGGUCCUGAGCAGAGAGAAUCUGACUGGACGUUGUUACUGGGAGGUGGAGUGGAGAGGAGGAGUUUCUGUUGCAGUCGCAUACAAGAAUAUCAGCAGAUCAGGAAACUCAGAUGAAUGUGGAUUUGGAUACAAUGACAAAUCUUGGGCAUUAAAUUGUUUCAAAUACAGUUUUUCAUUUUGGUUCAACAACAUCCAAACUCCACUCUCAGGUCCUCAGCCCUCCAGAGUAGGAGUGUACCUGGAUCACAGUGCAGGUAUUCUGUCCUUCUACAGCGUCUCUGAAACCAUGACUCUCCUCCACAGAGUCCAGACCACAUUCACUCAGCCUCUCUAUGCUGGACUUUGGCUUGGUUGGCCUGGAGACACAGCUGAGUUGUGUAAAGUGAAAUAGAUAAAAGUCAUUGAAGGUGCAGUUUGUUAAAAUGUAUAUUUUAGUUGUUGAAGUGAUUUUGUCUCCAUGUUUGUUGCUGUUGUGUUUGUGCACUGCACAGAGAUCAGCUGUCAAUCAAACAAUGAUUGUCAGCUCUUUAUUAUCUUCUCAUUUCUUGUUGUGUUGAUGUUUGAGUUUCUUUAGGUGGAGCUGGAGCCAUGGAGGAGAUCACUGCUCAUGAUGAUCUGUGUUUACCUCAACUCACAUUUCUCCACAUGAACAUAGAAACUUCUCUGUUGGGUUCUGACUUUGUAAAGAAAGAAAUCUAUAAUUACAUUUACAUUUAUUCAUUUGAAAGAACAGAUGUUCAUCCACUCAAACUGUUUAAUCUCUGAUUAGUUUUGAAUUGUUUGUUGCUUUUCUGAACUGAGUUUGUGUUUCUGCACCUGCAUGAUGAAUCGUAUCUCAUGGAAACAUGAACAGUCUGAAAACAUGUUAAGACUCAGUCAUUAGAUCAGAACAAGGUCAACAUGUUGAGACAUAAACUUAAUGUCUUAAAUGCAUUUGUUGCCUCUAGGCUGGACUACUGUAAUUGCCUAUUAUCAGGAUGUCCACUUAACUCUCUAAAAAGCCUCCUGCUGAUCCAAUAUGCUGCUGAGAGAGUACUGACUGGAAUUAGCCGGAGAGAUCAUAUUACUCCUGUACUAACUUCUCUUCAUUGGCUUCCUGUAAACUGAAUUGAUUUUAAAAUCCUUCUCCUUACAUAUAAGGCCCUCAGUGGCCAGGCUCCUUCAUAUCUCAAAGAGCUCAUAAUACCAUAUUAUCCCUUGCUUCGCUCCCAGAAUGCAGGUUUUGGUUCCCAAAAUCUCUUAAAGUAGAAUGGGAGGCCGAGCCUUUAGCUAUCAGGCCCUUCUCCUGUGGAACCAACUGCCAGUUUGGCUUCAGGAAGCAGACACCCUCUCUCAUUUUAAAAUUAAGCUUAAAACCUUUUUGUUCGACAAAGCUUAUAAUUAGCUGUAGUUAUGGUUUUAGUUAUUUUAGUUAUUAUGACUAAACCUAUAGUUAGUCACAAUUAUCUCUAUAGACACUGUUAUAGUUAAGGAUGUAGCCCUUAGUAGGGAUGGCUCAGGCAGCUGAACCAUCCCUUGGUUAUGCUGCUAUAGGCCUAGGCUGCUGGGGGUCUUCCCAUGAUCCUCUGCACACUUCUCCUCUUCUCUCUUUCUCUCCUCAGACCCACUCUCACAUUUCUUAACCUUUACUCCAUGUCAUUAUCUCUGUGUCCUCUCUGUCCUGUAGUCCUGUGCCUGUCUCUCUCUGGUCUCUCUGUCUCUGUACCUUUCUGCAGGUGUCUCUGGCUGCGGAGCUGCAUGUUCUCUGUCUGUGGUCCUGGCUCCACCCACCUGCUGCUGUUUAUUGUUUACAAUGAUCCAUUUCUAACACAUUGCUAUUUUUAAUGUUCCCAUCUGCUACAGAUACAUGUUGGAUUAAUAUUCUAUGCAGACUGUAAUGUAAAUAAUUACCAAUCAUGACAGCUCUUUGCUUCUGUGCUGU